Molecule: messenger RNA, 3492 nt
Organism: Anas platyrhynchos (mallard)
Lineage: Eukaryota; Metazoa; Chordata; Aves; Anseriformes; Anatidae
Gene: SUSD2
Product: sushi domain containing 2
Source: RefSeq, a predicted model, not a curated record
GUGUUUCUAUAAAAGGCUUUUCCCUGACGGGCACAAAGGCUAUCACAAUCAGCCGUCCUGAACCAUCUGGACAAAAUAUGAAAUUUGUUGGUGUAGGUGUUUCUUUCUUCAUUCUCUUCUCCCUCAGUGCCCUUUGGAAUACAGAAACUGUCCUCUCUGAAACUGGAAGCAACGGCACUUCAGCUCCAUCAGGUGCUCAAGACUCUUGCUCACAACAAUGUGGAGAACUUCUUGGUACCUGUUCUUGCCAGGUGACGUGCCAGUCCUUGGGGAUUUGCUGUCCUGAUUAUAAUGAAUUUUGUCUUCAGAUUUCUCCAUACUCAGGAUCUCUGAUGGGAGGCAAAGACAUUUUGAUUGAAAAUACAGCUUUUAAUACCUCUAUGAUAACGUGCAGGUUCAAGAAGAUAAUCAAAACCAAUGGCUUUGUUGAUAAGGAUGGAAAAGCCCACUGUAUCUCCCCACUGCUGUAUGAAACUGGUUUCAUCCCCUUUGAAGUUUCUACAGAUGAUGGGCAGACAUUUCCGUACUCUGGAACUUGGUUAUCAGUACAUCACAGCAAAGUUCCGGAUGAAGAAAAAUGCACGUUGGUAAAUGAGACAAAAUGGCAAUACUAUGGCACCUCCAACAUUGAUGGAAACUUAACUCUCACCUGGACACACCAGGCACUUACAGCAACCCAUAUCAACAUAGAAGUCUGGGGUUACCAAGAAACAGGUGACAGUUACUCGGAAAACUGGUUUGCCAAGUGGGAAUAUCUUUAUACUUUGGCAAGAGAAACCCCUAAUAGUGGGACAUUUUCUUUCAUUCCUGUACCUGCUAAAGCAACUUACAGUACUUGGGACUUUGGAAUUUUGAGAAUUACACCCAGCACCUAUUCUGAUGGGCAGAGCAACAUUCCAUCAGUCUGGAGCUCAGCGCAUGCAUUGGCUUGGCACCUUGGGGAAGACUUCAGAAAUGACCCAAUUACAUGGGCAACUGCAAAAUGUGUAGAAUGGGACAGGAAAGAGGAGAAGCUUCCAAAUUUUUUGGAAGAAAUUAUAGAUUGCCCUUGCACCUUGUCACAGGCAAGAGCUGACACUGGAAGGUUCCAUACAGAUUAUGGCUGUGACAUUGAAAAAGGGAGCGUGUGUACUUAUCACCCUGGUGCUGUGCACUGUGUAAGAGCCAUUCAAGCCAGUCCUGUGUAUGCAGCAGGCCAGCAGUGUUGCUAUGACUCCACAGGGGCCCAAAUCCUCACACAAGAUUCCACAAGUGGCAGCACACCUGAUCGAGGCCAUGACUGGGGUUCACCACCUUUCAUGAAGCCUCCCCGGAUACCUGGCUUUUCCCAUUGGCUUUACGAUGUCAUCAGCUUCUACUAUUGCUGUCUGUGGUCUGAUAAUUGUCAUUUCUAUAUGAAAAACCGUCCCUCCAGUGACUGCAGGACAUAUCACCCGCCUCAAGCUGCAUCUGCCUUUGGGGAUCCCCACUUCUUCACAUUUGAUGGUCUGAACUUCACUUUUAAAGGACAAGGGGAAUACACAUUGGUAGAAUCUGAUCUCACAUCCCUAAGGGUGCAAGGAAGGACCCAGCAGGCACACUUUCCCAAUGGAACGGAAGCUCAGGUGACAGGCUUGUCUGCAGUGGCCAUGCAGGAGAACAACUCUGAUGUGAUUGAAGUACGCUACUCAGAGGAUUUGAAUCUGGAGGUACUCUUGAACCAAAAGGUGGUCAACUUCUCUGAGCAAAGUUGGAUGGACCUGAAAGGUCUCUUUCUCCAUUCUACAUCUGAUCAGAAGAUUACAGUGAUGUUCUCUUCUGGGUCUGGAGUAGAGAUAAGGGGAAGUGGAGGAUUCUUGACCCUGACAGUUUUGCUCCCAGAUAAGUUUAUGAAUCACACGCAGGGUCUCUUUGGAGUGAUGAAUGGUAAUACAGAAGAUGAGUAUACCUUUAAGAAUAAAACAACCAUAUCAGUUCAUGCAAGUCCUCAGCAGUUGUUUGAAUUUGGAGCUAAUUGGGCCGUUGAAAAUGGAACUUCUCUCUUUACUUAUGACACAGAGUUCUUAUUGAACAAUUUCUUUUACGGGGAAAAGCACAAUACUUCUUUUCUGCCAGUGUUCUUUCCUUAUGAAGACCCUGCUGAUCCCUUGGUGAAAGAGAUGGUCUUGGUCUGUGACUCUGACCCAUUCUGCAGAUUCGAUGUCCUGACAACAAGAAGUCUUCAAGUGGGAAAUUUCACAAGAUUAUCUCAUCAGAAUCACAAGCAGUUGGUAGAAAAUCUAAAGCCGGUGAUUUCUUGUGGCUGGCUGGAUCAUCCAACCAAUGGAAGAAAAAAUGGAACAAACUACCUGCUGGGCUCAACCAUCCAUUUCACCUGCAAUCAGGGCUAUGAACUCACUGGAUCAAAAGAAAUAAUCUGUCAAGUGACAGGAGCCUGGUCUGGAGACAUACCUAAUUGUAUCCUGAGAACAGAUAUCAAACAAGUAAUUCUUCUUGGUUGUGUAUUUGGUAUUGUCGGUCUUGCAGUCCUGGCACGUCUAACUUUCCUGUGUAGAAAGGAGAGACAUGAAGGCAACAAGAAGCUUGUUUCAGAGGUUCCAGUAACAUCUCAACAAGAAAGAACAAAAUUUCAGAGAAGUUUUUAAUGAAAUAUGGAGAAAGCAUAGCAGAGGAAUAAAUUGUCCACAGCGACAAAGAUGGAAACAGUGGUUUUACAUAGUAUAUUAUAAUUUAAUUUUUGCUUUCAAUAUAAUGACUGUUCAAUUGCAUGGGAAAUGCUAACCACCUUUCAGGGGUUUUAUCAUGUCAGGCUCAUCCUACUAUGUUUCAAAAGCCAAGGACAAUGCUCCUGAAAGAAUCGAAGUUAUAUGCGUUAGUUUCUUCCAUCUCUGCCAGCAGAACCAGAGUUUUGACAAAAUCAGAAGAAUUUGUGAUUCUCUGUACUUCUCUUCUUUUAGUCUUUCACUUGAAAGCUGGUGAAAUGAAAAUAAUCCUACCAUAUAAAGCUAGCCUUUAUCAGAGAGACAUACACCUUCUCUGGGGUCAUGUAAAGCUCAUGUAGAAAGAUGUGAAAGUGGAUGUAGUCAGAUGGACUAUUUUGCAAGUCAGGUUGAAUUUGCAGAUUGUUGGCUUUAUGGUUUUUGUUUGUUUGCUUGUUUUAAGUAGGGAGGUAGAGAAACUAAAGAUACUUAAACGUGGCAUUCUUAUAUUUUGGAAAGUCACUUAGUACAUGCUCUGAGUGGCAUUUUUGUUUCAUUACUGACCUAAUUUUAAAAGGAUGCAAUUGAAGGGAAGGAGAGGAAGUACCCAGCUCACUGGGUCUGUUUUUUGAAAGUCUUUAAUUCAUAAAUAACUGAGAAUUCAUGGUGCUGUCAAAAGGCAAGGACAAACUACAUACAGGGGGACUAAAUGAGUGAAAAACUACAGAUUUUACAUUAUAAUGGGAUCAAGACAAAUUGAAAGAAAUGCUUCAGGCUGUGUAUUUAUAAGUAUAAAAUUAUUAAUUACUUAUUA